Oncorhynchus nerka (sockeye salmon) is the source of this 1409-nucleotide messenger RNA. RefSeq names its product gamma-crystallin S-1-like. The transcript has 3 exons. Gene Ontology annotation, molecular function: structural constituent of eye lens. The record is from RefSeq and is a predicted model, not a curated record. Lineage: Eukaryota; Metazoa; Chordata; Actinopteri; Salmoniformes; Salmonidae. Bases 78 to 608 code for a protein of 176 amino acids. Gene Ontology annotation, biological process: visual perception; lens development in camera-type eye.
CUCUAUUCCUAGAGGGUAUAAAAAGGGCCAUGGUUCGCCUAGUCAGUGUUGCAGUGUGACCAAAUUUAGCCAACACAAUGGGAAAGAUCAUCUUCUACGAGGACAAGAACUUCCAGGGUCGCUCCUAUGAGUGCACCGUCGACUGUGCCGACCUGCACAUCCAUUUCAGCCUCUGUAACUCCAUACAAGUGGAGAGCGGUAGCUGGAUGGUCUAUGAGCGGCCAAACUACAUGGGCUACCAAUACUUUCUGAGAAGGGGAGAGUAUCCCGACUACCAGCGCUGGAUGGGCUUUAAUGAUUGUGUGAAAUCCUGCCGCAUGAUUCCUCAAAAUCAGGGAGCUCACAAGAUGAGAAUCUACGAGCGCUCUGACUUUGGCGGUCAGAUGUUGGAGUUUGCCGAUGACCUCCCCUCCCUCUAUGAUCGAUUCCAGUACAAUGAUAUCCACUCCUGCAAUGUUAUGGAGGGGUAUUGGCUCUUCUAUGAGCAUCCCAACUACAGAGGCAGGCAGUACCUCCUGAGGCCUGGCGAGUACAGGAGAUACAGUGACUGGGGAGCCAUCAAUUCAAGGAUUGGUUCAAUCAGACGUGUUUUUGCUCACCCAAACUGAUAGGCAAUACAUCGUCAACAUGAAACUGAGCCUAACAUUUAAAUUAAAUAAAGUUAGGUCCACCUGCAAUCCUAUUGUCUUCUAUAGUGUUCACGCAAUAAGUAUGAAAACAUGCUACCUAUUGUCCCUAUAACCUAGUAUACACCAUGAAAGGUUCCAACACAUUUGUUGAAUCGAGGCAUUUAAUAGUUUUACAUCUUAUUCUGUCAUUUUGAGAGAAAACUGAUGGUCAUAUUCAUUGUCCAAAUACAAAAUUAUAGUCAAUAAAAUAAUGGUUUCAAUUUUCAAGCUAUUUAUCCAAAGACGUAAGAAUGUUUACCUCACUCUCCUAAAAUAUUUUUACUUCCAAAGUAAGACCAAAAAAACAUAAUUUGAGAUCAGAAUUUUAACACCCACUGUGUUAAAUGUAACACUUUCUUAGUGUGAACUGUGACCCACCGAAAUAGUGUCAAACCAACACUUUUCAAAAGGUUGAUGAACUAACCCCUCAAGAGCGUUGUGUCCCUAACACCACGGGGGUGUUGCACUUUCUGACUUAAAAUGAACACUUUAUUGGAGCUGAUGCUGUUACACUUUCUCAGUGUUGGGUAAUUAACACUUUAUUAGAGCUGAUGCUGUUACACUUUCUCAGUGUUGGGUAAUUAGCACUUUAUUAGAGCUGAUGCUAUUACACUUUCUCAGUGUUGGGUAAUUAACACUUUAUUAGAGCUGAUGCUGUUACACUUUCUCAGUGUUGGGUAAUUAACACUUUAUUAGAGCUGAUGCUGUUACACUUUCUCAGUGUUGGGUAAUUAACACUUU